Messenger RNA from Thamnophis elegans (Western terrestrial garter snake), 1952 nucleotides. RefSeq names its product transmembrane protein 140 (gene TMEM140). NCBI's taxonomy places the organism in Eukaryota, Metazoa, Chordata, Lepidosauria, Squamata, Natricidae. The record is from RefSeq and is a predicted model, not a curated record. The transcript is spliced from 2 exons.
UAUACUGGCUGGAGAAUUCUGGGAGUUGAAGUCCACAAGUCUUCUAAUACUCUAUUAGAGUAUUCUAUAAUUCUGUAAGUCUUACAGAGGCGUGCCAACACUGUGAGGUAAAUAUUUAAAAAGCGUGUAAACAACAAAAUGUCAGAGUGUUUCUGAAAGAUGACUGGAUUCUGUGGGGAGAUGCACGAAAGCAGCCACGGGACAACAGACUCACCGGCCUCACCCACUGAUAGGAAAGCACCCGACUGCGGAGAAACAUAAAAACGAAACCGAAAGGGAAAUCUGCUGACGUUAACACGUGAUCCGAAAAAUAAAAACAAACCAAGCAGUAAACAAGAGUGAAAGUGAGUGAGCCCGACCUCUAAGGAGGAUCGAUUCCCAGCUGUGGGACUUUAAUGCCUUUUGAUUCGCCGGUAUUCAGGUGAAAAAUGCAGCUGAAGAUCCAAGAAACCAUUGUUGAAUUCAUUAAAGGGUUCAGAGAGACAAUCUACAGUUCCUUCCUUUUGUACCUGAGUCAUUUCUCCCUUGCCAUUGGUUAUAAUGCUUUGCUAUUUUAUGCCCUUGUCUGGGAAGCUGGGAAUAUCGUCAACCUUCCCACCAAAAGAAUUGGCUUCUACAAUUUCUGUUUGGGGAAUCAGGCGGCACAACUGGACUGCCUCAUGAUCGAAGAAAUAGAGAAGCUGGGAAUCAGCAAGGUUGCACUGGUGCUAUCAAGAUUCUGUGUAUACAUCAGCCCGGUUUUGUGUCUCUUCAGUACCAAUACAAUCAUGCAGCAGGCCCUGUGUUUCAAAGACAGAGAUGGGUGGAAACUGACUCAGAUUCUUUUGUCUAUUAGCAGUGUGAGUUUGCCUGUUGGUCUCCUUUUGUUUAUCUUUCCCAGUCAGAAAUGGAUUACAGUCUCUGAACUCAGUGAGGGAUUUGCAGCCCUAGUUGGAGCUUACAUUUUACUUCUCCUCCACCUGCUCAUAAUUACCCUCUAUCUUGCAAAGUACAAAGACACUCUUCAUAAGAGACCUUUCACUGCUGUCUAGAGCCUUCCAUAAGUUUUUGUUCAAUUGACACAUUGAACUGCAAAAUAGACUACAAGAAUUGGCCAUGCAACACCAUCCUCUGUUUGUUUAUGGUUCAAUGAACUGUGUGUGAAUCUAGAAAACUGAGUUCAAUAAAUCUUAGUUGGAUAACUUCUGUGACAAAUGUGAGGCAGCAUCUGAAUGUAACACGCAUACUGUAAUGAGUUAAAUGGCGGAAUCAGUGCAAAAGCACCUUCCAAGGUCUGAAUAUGUUGAAUUCAGAGAAUGUUUUCCAACGUAAGUGAACUGGAAGGGAGGUAACACUCUUAACACAUACACUUAAUGCAUAGCUUCCCCUGUUUCAAAGGCUGGAAGAUCAACUAAAGCUCUCUCAAGAGGAACCACACUUAGAUUUAAGAAUGUAUGAAGUUUGAGGAAAGGAUUAAGGUAAAAAGGAGUAAAGCAUUUGAAGAGUCAUAAAAUCCUCCCACAAAUGGUUUUAGUCUCUUCUAUUUUUGGAGCACAGUGCUUGCCAUAGGAAGCAUGGUAUGGCCUGUAAACUGAGAGAGGGAGGGAGGGAGGGAGGGAGGGGGAGAGAGAGAGAGAGAGAGAGAGAGAAUUUCCAUUGCUGAAAAGGAUUGUUAGUUGAAAUCCUAGCACAUAACAGAAGACAUAUUCAGUUUCCACAAAUAUUAUAGGUAUAUCUCAAUAUUUUGUUAUUGUGCAAAUAAAAUGGUUGUAAAAUUAUCUACAAACCAAUGCACUGCCGUUAAUCCUAAAAUGGGAAGUUUUGCUUUCUCCAGCGUUCUAAUUGCAUAUGAACAAUGCUAUUAAUUAAAACUAAAUUGCUUGUAUUUUUAUGUUAGUAUAUGGGAAGCCCAUCAAUCAACUUUCUGAUGGAAACCAAGUAAUUUGUAAAGUAAAUAAAACGAUUUCAAUUAA